GCAGGCCACGUUAACGAGAAAGAAAGAAGGAAAGAGUGAAGGUCUCGUCAGAACGGAGCGCCCUGCAAAGUGGCCCGUGCUCUGCAGGGCGUCCAGGCUCGGCGGAGACGCUCCCGGGACGCCGCCCGAGGGAACUGGCCGGCGCCGCAGACCGUUACAAACAGCCGGGGGUCGGGAGGCACUUCCCGCCGCGCACCUCGUCCCGCAGCCCGGCAGCCUGGGGCGGGGGCGGCGGGGACAGAGGGACACGCGAGUGUGGACUGGACAAACGGGGGCGUAAGUCUGGGCCGAGCACCGACCUGGGGUCCAGCCUUCCCCUCGUACAGCAGCGGUGCCUGGGCCGCACAACUGUGACAACGGGAAUCUCCACGGCGCGCCCCCUAAUCCUUUUUUGACUCUUCCCGCCCGAUUUGCCGCGCGCUCGCGCCCCUCCUCCAACCCGAGACUCCUGAGGGCCUCCAAAACGCCCUUUGGCCGCCCCGCCCAGUGCGCGCGAUAAGCCGUCCUUAAGUCUCGCGAUAGGCUCGCCCCUCGCCCCUCCCCCCGCGAGUGAAUGCACGAACGAGAAAGGAGGAGGGCGCUCUGGGCGACGGCGCUGCGGACGCCAUUAUCCUCUGUUUCUCGCUGCACCGACCUCCACAUCUCGACUGCUUCCCACUUAUUUGCGGCCUGUAGGCUACUGCAGCACUAGGGUGUCUGUUGUUGGUCCUGCCCACAACACUUCAGUUCUGCUCUGCAAGGAUAUAUAAUAACUGCAGAGUGGUGUGUCCAUUUAACACAAGAAGAUGGAAACUGAACAGCCAGAGGAAACCUUCCCCAACACUGAAACCAAUGGUGAAUUUGGUAAACGCCCUGCAGAAGAUAUGGAAGAAGAACAAGCAUUUAAAAGAUCUAGAAACACCGAUGAGAUGGUUGAAUUACGCAUUCUGCUUCAGAGCAAGAAUGCUGGGGCAGUGAUUGGAAAAGGAGGCAAGAAUAUUAAGGCUCUCCGCACAGACUACAAUGCCAGUGUUUCAGUCCCAGACAGCAGUGGCCCCGAGCGCAUAUUGAGUAUCAGUGCUGAUAUUGAAACAAUUGGAGAAAUUCUGAAGAAAAUCAUCCCUACCUUGGAAGAGGGCCUGCAGUUGCCAUCACCCACUGCAACCAGCCAGCUCCCGCUCGAAUCUGAUGCUGUGGAAUGCUUAAAUUACCAACACUAUAAAGGAAGCGACUUUGACUGUGAGUUGAGACUGUUGAUUCAUCAGAGUCUGGCAGGAGGAAUUAUUGGAGUCAAAGGUGCUAAAAUCAAAGAACUUCGAGAGAACACUCAGACAACAAUCAAGCUUUUCCAGGAAUGCUGUCCUCAUUCCACAGACAGAGUUGUUCUUAUUGGAGGGAAGCCUGAUAGGGUUGUAGAGUGCAUAAAGAUUAUCCUUGAUCUUAUAUCUGAGUCUCCCAUCAAAGGACGUGCGCAGCCUUAUGAUCCCAAUUUUUAUGAUGAAACCUAUGAUUAUGGUGGCUUUACAAUGAUGUUUGACGACCGCCGUGGACGUCCUGUGGGAUUUCCCAUGCGGGGAAGAGGUGGUUUUGACAGAAUGCCUCCUGGUCGAGGUGGACGUCCCAUGCCUCCAUCUAGAAGAGAUUAUGAUGAUAUGAGCCCUCGACGAGGACCACCUCCUCCUCCUCCUGGACGAGGUGGCCGGGGUGGUAGCAGAGCUCGGAAUCUUCCUCUUCCACCACCACCACCACCUAGAGGAGGAGACCUAAUGGCCUAUGACAGAAGAGGAAGACCUGGAGAUCGUUAUGAUGGCAUGGUUGGUUUCAGUGCCGAUGAAACUUGGGAUUCUGCAAUAGAUACAUGGAGCCCAUCAGAAUGGCAAAUGGCCUAUGAACCACAGGGUGGCUCUGGAUAUGAUUAUUCCUAUGCAGGGGGUCGUGGCUCCUAUGGUGAUCUUGGUGGACCUAUUAUUACUACGCAAGUAACUAUUCCCAAAGACUUGGCUGGAUCUAUUAUUGGCAAAGGUGGUCAGCGGAUUAAACAAAUCCGUCAUGAGUCAGGAGCUUCGAUCAAAAUUGAUGAGCCUUUAGAAGGAUCCGAAGAUCGGAUCAUUACCAUUACGGGAACACAGGACCAGAUACAGAAUGCACAGUAUUUGCUGCAGAACAGUGUGAAGCAGUAUGCAGAUGUUGAAGGAUUCUAAUGCAAGAUAUUUUUUCUUUUUUAUAGUGUGAAGCAGUAUUCUGGAAAGUUUUUCUAAGACUAGUGAAGAACUGAAGGAGUCCUGCAUCUUUUUUUUUUUAUCUGCUUCUGUUUAAAAAGCCAACAUUCCUCUGCUUCAUAGGUGUUCUGCAUUUGAGGUGUAGUGAAAUCUUUGCUGUUCACCAGAUGUAAUGUUUUAGUUCCUUACAAACAGGGUGGGGGGGGAGGGUGUGCAAAAACUAACAUUGAAAUUUUGAAACAGCAGCAGAGUGAGUGAAUUUUAUUUUUUGUUCGUUGUUGGUGGUUAAAAAGAAAAAAAUUCCCCCCAUGUAAUUAUUGUGAACACUUUGCUUUUGUGGUCACUGUAACAUUUGGGGGGUGGGACAGGGAGGAAAGAUAUCCAUAGUCCACAUGUCCCUGGCAUCUGUUCAGAGCAGUGUGCAGAAUGUAAUGCUCUUUUGUAAGAAACGUUUUAUGAUUUUUAAAAUAAAUUUAGUGAAUCUA
Cynocephalus volans (Philippine flying lemur) is the source of this 2683-nucleotide messenger RNA. It is a transcript of the gene HNRNPK, whose product is annotated as heterogeneous nuclear ribonucleoprotein K. Lineage: Eukaryota; Metazoa; Chordata; Mammalia; Dermoptera; Cynocephalidae. Gene Ontology annotation, molecular function: mRNA binding. The transcript has 17 exons. The record is from RefSeq and is a predicted model, not a curated record. Gene Ontology annotation, biological process: regulation of mRNA splicing, via spliceosome; regulation of transcription by RNA polymerase II. Bases 786 to 2180 code for a protein of 464 amino acids. Gene Ontology annotation, cellular component: nucleus; cytoplasm.